Notolabrus celidotus (New Zealand spotty) is the source of this 2473-nucleotide messenger RNA. It is a transcript of the gene rnf185, whose product is annotated as ring finger protein 185. The transcript is spliced from 6 exons. Gene Ontology annotation, biological process: ubiquitin-dependent protein catabolic process. NCBI's taxonomy places the organism in Eukaryota, Metazoa, Chordata, Actinopteri, Labriformes, Labridae. Bases 462 to 1049 code for a protein of 195 amino acids. Gene Ontology annotation, cellular component: endoplasmic reticulum. The record is from RefSeq and is a predicted model, not a curated record. Gene Ontology annotation, molecular function: ubiquitin-like protein conjugating enzyme binding; ubiquitin protein ligase activity; metal ion binding.
CUCAUAUACAGGAUCUACUUCCGGUUAGUUCCUCCUGCAGCGGAUGUGUGAUGCAACCAGCUGUAAGGAUAUCGUCUUAACUUCUCUCACCAAGUUUUCAUAUUACAUUUAGACAGCUUGGAUUAUAUUUUCGUGUAUUUUCAUUCGUACUGAAUUGAUACGUGCGAUAAUUAAACUCUAAUUAUCUCCAGUCUGUUUCGCUCAUAGGUUUCUCUUGCUAACGCUGCUCUGCUCCGUAUCGACACUUUUCUACAUGGCAGCUAGCUAACACCCCGUCCAUGUUAUUCAGUUUCACUCACUUUUAAAUACUUUUAUCUGUGAAGCUCGGUCCCUCGUCCUCUCCUCUUUUUGCCAGCGAUCGACCCUUACCCACUGGGUCUCCCUAUGCGCUUAUUGUAAAGCGCUGGGUGCCAGUCGAGUCACCCGACCUGAACCUUGUUGUCGACUGGAUCUAUCUUUAAAUGGCCACCGCAGCUCCCCCUCCAGCUUCUGGCUCCACUGCGGCCACUGAGAACCCGAACCCAAAUCCCGGAUCCAGCAGCUCGAACGCGGCCGAAAGUGGAAACCAGGACAGCACCUUUGAGUGUAAUAUAUGUCUAGACACGGCCAAGGAUGCAGUGAUCAGCUUGUGUGGACACCUCUUUUGCUGGCCGUGCUUACACCAGUGGUUGGAGACGAGACCAAACAGACAAGUGUGCCCGGUGUGUAAAGCUGGCAUCAGCAGAGACAAAGUUAUUCCCUUAUAUGGGCGGGGAAGCACAGGUCAACAAGACCCCAGAGAAAGAACACCCCCUCGACCACAAGGACAAAGGCCGGAGCCAGAAAACCGUGGUGGUUUUCAAGGUUUUGGCUUUGGAGAUGGAGGUUUCCAAAUGUCUUUUGGAAUCGGUGCCUUUCCAUUUGGUAUUUUUGCCACAGCUUUUAACAUCAAUGAUGGAAGACCUCCUCCAGCUGCCCCAGGGACACCACAACACAUGGAUGAACAGUUUCUGUCACGUCUUUUCCUGUUUGUCGCUCUGGUGAUUAUGUUUUGGCUGCUGAUUGCAUAACUGUGAUGGAAGGACAACAUGUUUCGGUAACCCAAAAGACAUCAUCACAGCAUGGUGUGCGUUCUGCCUUUCACACACGUGUGUUAAGCUGGUUUAUUUUCUGUCUUUGACGCAGAGAUCUGAGAUUUUAGUUAAGGUUAUUUUUUGUUCUAAAAUAAAGCUACAUGUUCUGCUGCAGGUGUAACACUUUUUAAGAUUAACAACAUGACACUGGUUGCUUAAAGGUUAUUGUACAGUCACAAUGUGUCUUUGUAAUAUCUCAAACCAAAAGUCUUCCUUAUAUUCUUCAUCAACUCGUUGAGCUGAGAGUGUUAACCAUCUGACUGUUUGAUGUGACCUUCUGUGCAUCUGUCUGUCUUUAUCAGACACAUGUUGGACACACAGGAGGUUUUAAAGGUGGAAAAAAGCUGAAGAUAUCAUGUUUGGUUCAUUUUUGAUCAAACUGAUUUUUUAAGAGUUGUUCUGUUAGCACUGCUAAAAAUAGUCUGCUAACUUAAAUAGAUCAUGAGUGUAACGUGUUCAUCAAAUUAUUCAUCUGUCAGUCCAACAUAAAUUUACUGUACAGCCUAUUUCUGGUUCCCUACUUGAUCCCUGCAGACGUCUUCAUUGAAUUGUCAUGACAAAAAAAAGGCUUAAGUAUAACUUAGAGCAUUAACAAUGGCCCUGUUGAUUUGAGUUUCCUAAUCUGCAGUCAUCAUGAAUUUAGUUAUUUCACCUCGGCCUGUUAAAAUGUUUUCUAUGAAAAGGCCCACUCAUACAGGCAAACGCAUUUCUUAAUUGUUCCAUUGAAUCCUACAGAGGUAAACACUGAUCACUGGCAUAACCAUGAUGUUUUCAUUUUUUUGGGGGAGUGGCAUUUUCACCUUUAAUGGAUAGGACAGCUGAAGAGAGACAGGAAAUGUGUGGAGUAGAGAGAGGGGAAAGACAAGCAGUAAAUGGUAGAGGCUGGAAUCAAACCUGUGACCUCUGCGACGAGCGAUUAAGCCUCUGUAUAUGGGCCGUGCGCUAAGUCCGCUAGGCCAACGACGCCCCCAGAUGAUGUUUAUCUGUUCACUAAUGAAUUGCAAGGUUUUUUGUUUCAUUUUAUUUAGCUGUAUUUAAUAAAACAAAUCUGCAUCUCAUCUGCUACUUUACAAAAAUCACACCUGAAUCAAAACAAUGUCAUACAUUGUUGUUUUAUUUGACAGAAGUUGAAAAAUACUUGUUGAUGCAUGUUAACAGUUGUACAAUGAAUCUCCGAAACAGUGUUCCUUCCCAUCUUGUAAAGUUAGAAGUUUAAUUUCUGUAUUUUUACUGUAAUUAAAAUCUAAAAUAAUGUAGAUUAUUACAGAGAAACAAAUGAACAAUGGCUGAUUGAUUAUUAAAGAGCUUUUCUAAGCGUGACAGUGGAGCUAUGUAAAUAAAUGUUAAUGCUAUUCAGAGUC